Amphibalanus amphitrite is the source of this 1533-nucleotide messenger RNA. RefSeq lists its product as uncharacterized. Bases 30 to 1136 code for a protein of 368 amino acids. Lineage: Eukaryota; Metazoa; Arthropoda; Thecostraca; Balanomorpha; Balanidae. The record is from RefSeq and is a predicted model, not a curated record. The transcript is spliced from 4 exons.
CAAGUCAUGCCGUUCGGGAGGACGGAUGGAUGGACCGGCUGCCCAGUAUUCCGGCGGGGCUGAGGUUGCCGCAGGAACUCGCCAGUCGCACCACAGUGCUGCUGGUCACACUGCUGGCCGGCUGCAUGCUGCUGCUGUACUCGGCCGGCUCCGGACACAUGAGUCCGGCCGCGCUGGGCCAGCACUACAACAGGAUCCGCGGCGUCGCGCACAGUCGGCUCCGCAGCCUGAUGGACAGCAGCGCCGGCAGUGAGCCGCUCAGCGCCGUCUACUGCUCGCAGGCGUGUCCGUGCGCCUGCCGGCCGUGGCGCGGGCCGGAGGACGGCGAUCCUCCAGAGCCGACCGUCUCCAACUGCGGGCACACGGCCGACCGGCGCGGCGCGGGACAGAACGUGCUGGCCUACACCUUCUUCGGCGACAAUGUCACCGCCUACUUAAGCGGCAUCGAGCGGAACGCGAUGCGUGCGCUUUUGUUUUACCCAGGCUGGACAAUGCGCGUUUUUCACGACGGCAAAGCUAGCUCCUCAGAAUGGAACAAUACAGCCUGCGAAAUUACUUGCAAGUUUCGCAACGUAGACUUUUGUGACGUGCGUCAUCUGCCCGGUCUGGGAGAUAUCAGCAACCAGUUUGGCGGCGUCUGGCGAUUCGCCGUCAUCGCAGACGAGUCUGUCGAACGGUUUGUGGUGCGAGACCUCGACUCUAUUCUGACGCAGAGAGAACGCGACGCAGUCAACGAAUGGCUGGAGUCCAACAAAACGUUCCACGUCAUGCGGGAUCACCCGUUUCAUGGAGAUGAGAUUCUGGCCGGCAUGUGGGGUGGAUGGAACCGCUACAACGACAAGUACCGCCGACUUCGUCAGCAGAUGAUCGGGUCAAUUCGCCCCACCAGAAGGUUCAACUGGGACCAGACCCUUCUGAGAGACGUCCUGUGGCCCGAGAUGGUCCGAACCGGCGACCUCAUGUCGCACGACAGCUACCAGUGCCAGCACUUUCCAUUCACACAGCCGUUCCCGACGCAGCGUUACAACAUGACCGAGUUUGUCGGCUCGCAGUACACCAGGACGACGAUCACUGUGCAGAAUGAAUGCCCCUUGGCCUGCAGGCCCCCGUCGCGUAUGCACUGGUUGUACUGCUGAAACAACAAAAUGGAUUUCUCCAUUCCUCCGCAACCCAUGACAUUUUUUUUUUCAUAGGCAUUAUCAGCCAGCAAUGGAAAUUAAGUCGCAUUCAUAAACUCAUGUGCCGAUUUUUCCAGCUUAAUAGUUCAUGUGCUUAAAGUCCAAGAUUUGGCAAACCUCAUGAGCACUGUAAUCAGUUGUUGGAAACUUGCCCGCCUGCCCUCCGAGAUGGUCGACAUGACCAUCAGCCACCUGCAGACCGUGCUACUGCUGGAGCUGAUCCGCCGGAAGGGCGCUCACAUUGAGCAUCUGCUUUGAGGAGCUGCCGCGACUGACCAGAGGGUUUACAUGCCAUGUGGCACCUGCCGUCUGUUUUGCCAUGUUUUAAUGAAUACAACUAUAUGCCAUUUUCAAA